Molecule: messenger RNA, 1626 nt
Organism: Trametes versicolor FP-101664 SS1
Lineage: Eukaryota; Fungi; Basidiomycota; Agaricomycetes; Polyporales; Polyporaceae
Product: carotenoid ester lipase precursor
Exons: 15
Coding region: 1-1626 (541 amino acids)
Source: RefSeq, a predicted model, not a curated record
AUGCUGCUCAUUCUCUUGCUGUAUGCUGCUGUGGUCGCCGGCGCGGCCACCAACUUGCCGACCGUGAAGCUUAAUGGCGCGACGGUCAUUGGGACGAGCGAUGGUUCUGUCACCCAGUUCCUUGGUAUCCCGUUCGCUGAACCUCCCGUCGGGAAACUGCGACUGCAGCUCCCGCAGCCUAUUCGCAGAUACAGCGGAGUCGUCAAUGCGACGACAUUCGGCAACCAGUGUUUGCAGCAGACUAUGCCGCCCGCGGUCUUCCCGAACACCACCGUGCUCCCGCCGGAGAUUGCGCCUUUCGUGGCGGCUAUGGGGGUACCUCCUCCAGUACCCCAGAGCGAGGAUUGCCUGAACCUCAACGUCAUCGUGCCUGCGGGCACGAAGCCUGGGGAUAAGCUCCCUGUCGCUGUGUGGAUCUUCGGAGGCAAGAAACACUCUUACAUUGGCUCCAACGCUGUACGUCCGGGGCAGGUUGUCGUGAAACGCUCGUUAGAAAUUGGACACCCCGUCAUUUAUGUAUCGAUGAAUUACCGGUUGAGUGCUUUGGGCUUCCUGGGAGGGCGCGAGAUAGCGAACGCGGGCCUUGGUAAUCUCGGACUGCAGGACCAGCGCGAAUCUCUUCGUUGGAUCCAAAAACACAUCGGUGCUUUUGGCGGUGACCCGACAAAAGUGACAAUCUGGGGAGAGAGCGCAGGGAGCGAGUCUGUCGCGUUCCACAUGCUCGUGAACGGGGGCAACACCGAGGGCCUGUUCCGCGCGGGAUGGAUGGAGUCAGGUUCCGUCAAUCCAGCGGGCAAUGUCUCGAAUGUCCAGCCCCACUUCGACUUCAUAGCAUCGGAGACCGGCUGUGCAGACGAGAUCGACAUCCUGGAAUGUCUGCGGGAAGUUCCAACGAGCGUCAUCCAAGCGGCUGUGGACAAGACAUCGACCUACGUGUCCUUCCAGGGUACGCCAUGGGCGCCGCGCGCAGACGGACUGUUCCUCGUAGAUAACCCGCAACGCCUCUUGUUAGAAGGCAAGAUUGCGGAUAUACCGUUUGUAAUCGGAUCAAACAAGGACGAAGGGACACUCUUCUCUCUUGCGUCCCUCAACCUCACUACACAGGACGAAGUGGCUACGUACCUCAGCAGCAAUUUCUUCCCGAACGCGCCCAAGGAGAACAUUACGCGGUUGCUCGACUUGUACCCCGCCAACCCCGCGUUCGGCGCUCCCUUCGACACCGGGGACGCUUUCGCGUUCUCUCCCCAGUAUAAGCGCAUCUCAGCCUUCCAGGGUGAUUCCCGGUUUGGUGCGCCGCGUCGCUUGCUCCUUCAGCAGCGCUCUGGGAAGCAGGUCAUGAGGUCGUUCCUGAGCGAGCGCAACCAAAUCACGGGCAUGGGCGCAACGCACACCACCGAACUCGCAAACGUGUUCGGCGGCGGAGAUAUGACUGACUUCCUCGUCCGUUUCGUGGAUACGCUCGACCCGAACGGCGGCGAAGGAGUGCACUGGCCCGCCUACACUGCAGAGUCGCCGCAACUGCUCGUGUUUGCUAACGGGAAGGAGUCUCUUGCGGUCAUUCCAGACACGUUCCGGAAGGAGGCGAACGAGUUCUUGAUACAGCUGGGCCUUGAGCAGCCGAACUAA